GGGAGGGGUCAGCAUGAGAGCUUAGGGCCGGUGUAUAAGAGUAGGUCCAGGUGAGAGAGAAGAGACACAGCAGAACGAGGAGCUGCAGAACACAGGAGACACACAAAGGUGCCACAGAGAACAGAAAGGUAGUAAUCAUGAUCCGAGGUCUGCUGUCGGUGCUGUUGGUCCUGGUGGCCAUAGCCGUGUCUUCAUCUCUGGCUAAGCCUGAGAAGAACAUCGCCAAGAGGGGGAAGAGGAUCCCUCAGACUCUCUCCAGAGGCUGGGGUGAUCAACUAAUCUGGGCUCAGACCUAUGAGGAGGCUCUGUACUGGGCCAGGGCACAGAACAAGCCUCUGAUGGUCAUCUUCCACCUGGAGGACUGUCCUCACAGUGCAUCCAUGAAGAAGGUCUUCGCUGAAGACAAGGACAUCCAGAAGGUGGCUGAUGAAGACCUCAUCGUCCUCAAUCUGGUGUAUGAAACCACAGACAAGCACCUUUCCCCUGAUGGCCAGUAUGUCCCUAGAAUCAUCUUUGUCGAUCCCUCUAUGACAGUGAGAGCUGACAUCACAGGGCGCUACUCCAACCGUAUGUACGCCUAUGAGCCUUCUGACAUCAAACUCUUACUGAGUAACAUGCAGAAGGCCAAGAAGCUGCUGAAGACUGAGUUGUAGUAAGCACUGACUCAUCAUGUAACCCCAUGACCUUUGGCCUGCGACUUCAGAGGUUCUCCGAACAUUGUCUGAACGUUCUCUGGAGCCUAGGAGUCAGCCAGUGGCAUACUGUCACCAUGUAAACCUAAGCACUGGAAAGAACUAGUCUUCACUUUCACAAAACGUUUUUUAAAUUCAGUUAUUUUUCCUGAACUUCUCUGUCUUUGUAAUGUAUUGCUGUACAUCUGAGAUGUCUUUUUAUUAAAUAUAGUGCAAUUAUGAAA
Molecule: messenger RNA, 916 nt
Organism: Oncorhynchus gorbuscha (pink salmon)
Lineage: Eukaryota; Metazoa; Chordata; Actinopteri; Salmoniformes; Salmonidae
Gene: agr2
Product: anterior gradient 2
Exons: 8
Coding region: 138-653 (171 amino acids)
Cellular component (GO): endoplasmic reticulum
Source: RefSeq, a predicted model, not a curated record